ACAGGCCUGAUCGCCGCCCCAUCGUCACCGUUCAGUCCGGCUUUUCUAGCUCACCUCCCCCAGACAAAGCGGCUCGCCUCGCCUCUCUGUCGGUGACAUCCGCUGACACCCACCGGUCAAACCCCGCCGCCUGGAAGACGCAGAGACGGUGGUUUUUAGCCCGGUUUUAAAGCGUCCCUGGUCCCAAACCUCACAAAGGAUUAACGGCCGUGCGGGAAUUCCGCCAUCCGGUCCGUUUUUAGCACGGAGCUAACCGGACAGACCCCGCCUCCUCUUAAUUUGUCAACAAAGGGGUUUGACAAGCUGAGAGAAGCCCUGCCCCCAUGUUUCCAUAAAAGGAUGAUUUGGCCAUACACGGCCAACAAUCAAGCCGUGGGUAACCUCUUCCCUUCCCCAUCCCGUUCAUAUGGUGCGUUGACUUCCUCCGUCGCCGUUAAAGCGGAGCUAUCAUGGCGGAGCGCGUACAGCAGCCCCCGGCCAAGCGGCUCUGCUGUAGACCGGGAUACAAUGCAACAUGUAGGCAAGGCCAGCGGGCCGCGGGGGCUCCGUGCGGCGGCUCCGGAGCCACCCAGGGUGAGUCGAGCAAGACCCAGAACCCGGAGACGCUGCUGGACAUCGCGGCGAGGAAAGUCGCGGAGAAGUGGCCGUUUCAGCGGGUGGAGGAGCGUUUCGAGCGGAUCCCGGAGCCCGUUCAGAGACGGAUCGUUUACUGGUCUUUCCCGAGGAGCGAGCGGGAGAUCUGCAUGUACUCGUCGUUCAACACCGGCGGGGAGGAGAUCGGAAGUAGCGGGGAGAGCAGUGACGAGACGCGGCUGCCUUUCCGACGGGGCAUCGCUCUGCUGGAGAGCGGCUGCGUGGACAACGUACUGCAAGUCGGGUUUCACCUCAGCGGCACAGUAAGGGAACCCGCCACAUCCUCCGAGCCCGAGCUGGUCUGCAACGUGAGCGUCAGCUUCGACCGCUGCAAAAUCACUGCAGUAACAUGCAGCUGUGGCAACAAGGACAUAUUCUACUGCGCCCACGUCGUGGCGCUCUCGCUGUAUCGGGUACGGAAGCCCGAGCAGGUCAAACUGCGCCUGCCCAUCUCAGAGACGCUAUUCCAAAUGAACAGAGAUCAGCUGCAGAAGUUUGUUCAGUACCUGAUCACGGUGCACCACACAGAGGUGCUGCCGACGGCACAGAAAUUGGCUGAUGAAAUACUGUCGCAGAACUCUGAGAUCAACCAGGUUCACGGAGCUCCAGAUCCGACGGCGGGCGCCAGCGUGGACGAUGAGAACUGCUGGCAUCUGGACGAGGAGCAGGUUCAGGAACAGGUCAAGCUCUUCCUCUCCCAGGGCGGGUACCAUGGCUCGGGGAAACAGCUCAACUUACUGUUCAGCAAGGUGAGAGAGAUGCUGAAGAUGAGGGACUCCAACGGAGCUCGUAUGUUAACGCUGAUCACAGAGCAGUUCAUGGGCGACCCCAGACUGGCGCUGUGGAGGCAACAGGGGACCACCAUGACUGACAAGUACAGGCAGCUGUGGGACGAACUAGGAGCCCUGUGGAUGUGCAUUGUGCUGAACCCCCACUACAAACCCGAGCAGAAGGGCUUCUGGCUUCGACAGCUUCGCAGGUGGAACAGCGUGGACGUCUGCCCCUUGGAGGACGGUAACCAUGGCAGCGAGCUGACCAAUCUGACCAACGCUCUGCCCCAGGGCCCUCCUGGUAACCCAGAUUCCCUCACUCGGCCUCACCGGACGGUGUUCACGCGAGCGAUCGAGGCCUGCGACCUGCACUGGCAGGACCCCCACCUGCAGCACAUCAUCACCGAGGACCACUACACCAACUACUGUUACCAUGACAACCUCGACAGCUCCCUCUUCGACACCCGAGGGUGGCCCCUGUGGCACGAGCACGUCCCGACUGCGUGUGCUCGAGUAGACGCACUGAGAUCACACGGUUACCCCAAGGAAGCACUCAGGCUCGCCAUCGCAAUAGUGAACACGCUGCGGAGGCAACAGCAGAAACAGCUGGAGUUCUUCCGCACUCACAAGAAAGAGCUGCUUCAUAAAGGAAUAACAUCAGUGACCAACCUGGAGGGUUGGGUGGGUCACCCUCUGGACCCCAUCGGCACUCUGUUCACCACCCUGAUGGAGACGGGGCGGGGCAGCGAGGACGGAGCCGCCGCCCUGCUCGACUUCUCAGGCUCACCAGGUUCAGGCAGGAGGACGGAGCACCCUGUGUGCCCGGCGCAGCGUUUCCUGGAGGAGGGAGAGUCGUUUGUGUCGCUGGCCGUGGAGACGGCUCUGAUUGGUUUAGGGCAGCAGAGAGUGAUGCCGGACGGCCUGUACGCUCAGGAGAAGGUGUGCCGCAACGAAGAGCAGCUACUGGCCAAGCUUCAAGAAGUCGAUUUAGACGACACGCUGGUGAAGAUCUUCCGGAAACAAGCCGCUAUCCUGUUAGAGGCUGGUCCUUACAGUGGUCUGGGGGAGUUACUCUACAGAGAGAGCGUCCCCAUGCACACUUUUGCCAAGUAUCUCUUCACCUCCCUGCUACCUCAUGACGCCGAACUGGCGUACAAAAUUGCACUGAGGGCCAUGCGGUUGCCGGUCCUGGAGUCCACGGCCCCCUCCGGUGACUUGCCUCGGCCUCACCAUAUAGUGUCAGUGGUGCCCAACCGCCUCCCCCGCUGGUUCACUCUCAGCCACAUAGAGACCCAACAGUGUGAACUGGCCUCCACCAUGCUCACUGCUGCUAAAGGCGAUGCUCGUAAGCUUGAAACAGUGUUAGAGUCCAUCCAGAAGAACAUCCACUCCUCAUCCCACAUCUUCAAACUGGCCCAGGAUGCCUUCAAAAUUGCCACUCUCAUGGACAGCCUGCCAGACAUCACGCUGCUCAAAGUCUCCCUGGAGCUGGGUCUUCAGGUGAUGAGAAUGACACUGUCUACCUUGAACUGGCGGAGGAGAGAGAUGGUGCGAUGGCUGGUGACUUGUGCUACUGAGGCUGGUGUGUUUGCGCUGGACAGCAUCAUGCAGAGCUGGUUCACCCUCUUCACCCCCACUGAAGCCACCAGCGUCGUGGCGAGCACCGUCAUGUCCAACAGCACCAUCGUCCGCCUGCACUUGGACUGCCAUCAGCAGGAGAACCUGGCCAACUCUGCCCGCACCCUGGCCCUGCAGUGUGCCAUGAAGGACCCCCAAAACUGUGCCCUCUCAGCUCUGACUCUCUGUGAGAAGGACCACAUUGCCUUCGAGACAGCCUAUCAGAUUGUACUGGACGCGGCUGCCACGGGAAUGAACUACACACAGCUGUUUACAAUAGCACGCUACAUGGAGCAUCGCGGCUAUCCUAUGAGGGCGUACAAACUAGCAACAUUAGCCAUGACUCACCUGAACCUCAGCUACAACCAAGACACACACCCGGCCAUCAACGACGUGCUCUGGGCGUGUGCGCUCAGCCACUCGCUGGGGAAAAACGAACUGGCAUCCGUCAUCCCCCUGGUGGUGAAGAGCGUGAAGUGCGCCACCGUCUUGUCAGACAUUUUGCGGCGGUGCACGCUGACGACGCCGGGCAUGGUGGCGCUGCACAGUCGCAGGAACUCUGGGAAGCUGAUGCCUCUGGACAAGGCUCCACUCAGGCAGCUGCUGGACGCCACGAUCGGGGCCUACAUCAACACGACGCACUCUCGGCUGACGCACAUCAGCCCACGCCACUACAGCGAGUUCAUCGAGUUCCUCAGCAAAGCCAGAGAGACGUUCCUCAUGGCGCACGACGGACACAUCCAGUUCACGCAGUUCAUAGACAACCUGAAACAGAUUUACAAGGGCAAGAAGAAACUCAUGAUGCUUGUUCGAGAGAGAUUUGGUUGAAAUGACCAAAUCAACUUUUUUUUUUUUUUUUUUUUUU
Messenger RNA from Epinephelus fuscoguttatus (brown-marbled grouper), 3885 nucleotides. It is a transcript of the gene zswim6, whose product is annotated as zinc finger, SWIM-type containing 6. The coding region runs from base 450 to 3848 and encodes 1132 amino acids. Gene Ontology annotation, cellular component: Cul2-RING ubiquitin ligase complex. The record is from RefSeq and is a predicted model, not a curated record. The transcript has 14 exons. NCBI's taxonomy places the organism in Eukaryota, Metazoa, Chordata, Actinopteri, Perciformes, Serranidae. Gene Ontology annotation, molecular function: zinc ion binding.